GUCUGAGUUUCGGUCAGGCUGCGGCAGCGGCUGCUGUAGUUCAGAAGAGCGAGGCCGAGGCCUGGGCCCAGCCCGGAGCCGCUGCCUGACCGGAGCCACCUGGAGCCCCCGCGCCGGGUGAUCUUAGCGGCGGGCUCGGGCUCGGCCGGCAACCACACGCAGGACCGAGGCUGCAUGCCGGAGGACCAGGCCCACACAGCCAUGGAGGAAGCAUCUCCCUAUUCCUUACUUGACAUCUGCUUGAGUUUCCUGACCACCAACCUUGAGAAGUUCUGUUCAGCAAGACAAGAUGGAACCCUGUGUCUGCAGGAACCGGGAGUAUUUCCACAGGAGGUGGCUGAUCGACUUCUUCAGACCAUAGCUCUUCAUGGUCUCCUGAAUGAUGGAACUGUGGGAAUUUUCAGAGGUAACCAGAUGCGCCUAAAGCGAGCUUGCAUUCGCAAAGCCAAGAUUUCUGCUGUUGCUUUCCGGAAAGCCUUUUGCCACCACAAGCUAGUAGAACUCGAUGCCACAGGUGUGAAUGCUGACAUCACUAUCACAGACAUCAUAAGUGGCCUUGGCAGUAACAAGUGGAUCCAGCAGAAUCUUCAGUGCUUAGUACUAAACUCGUUAACCCUGUCCCUCGAGGAUCCGUACGAGCGGUGCUUCAGCCGGCUCUCUGGUCUUCGGGCUCUGAGCAUCACUAACGUGCUCUUUUACAACGAAGAUCUGGCUGAAGUGGCUUCCUUGCCUAGACUGGAGAGCCUGGAUAUUUCCAACACCUCAAUCACAGAUAUCACUGCCCUGCUGGCCUGCAAAGACAGACUCAAGUCGCUCACCAUGCAUCAUUUGAAAUGUCUAAAAAUGACAACUACCCAGAUCUUGGAUGUUGUUCGGGAACUAAAACAUCUGAAUCAUCUUGACAUCUCGGAUGAUAAGCAGUUUACAUCAGACAUAGCCCUUCGAUUAUUAGAGCAAAAGGACAUCUUGCCCAAUCUUGUCUCCCUGGAUGUUUCCGGGAGAAAGCACGUGACAGAUAAAGCUGUUGAAGCCUUUAUACUGCAGCGGCCCAGCAUGCAAUUUGUAGGUUUGCUGGCCACAGAUGCUGGGUACUCUGAGUUCCUUACGGGCAAAGGACACUUGAAGGUAUCUGGAGAAGCCAAUGAAACCCAAAUUGCAGAAGCGCUAAGGCGGUACAGUGAACGGGCAUUUUUUGUCCGGGAGGCUUUGUUUCAUCUUUUUAGCCUGACUCAUGUGAUGGAGAAAACAAAGCCAGACAUUUUAAAGCUUGUGGUUACUGGGAUGAGAAACCAUCCUAUGAAUUUGCCUGUGCAGCUGGCUGCAAGUGCCUGUGUGUUUAACUUAACUAAACAGGACCUUGCCUUAGGCAUGCCUGUCCGGCUCCUCGCCGACGUGACCCAUUUGCUGCUCAAGGCCAUGGAACAUUUUCCUAAUCACCAGCAGUUACAGAAGAAUUGCCUCCUCUCACUUUGCAGUGACCGGAUUCUUCAAGAUGUUCCAUUUAACAGGUUUGAAGCAGCCAAGCUUGUCAUGCAGUGGCUUUGCAACCACGAAGAUCAGAACAUGCAGCGAAUGGCAGUAGCUAUCAUUUCCAUCCUGGCUGCCAAGCUUUCCACAGAGCAAACCGCACAGCUUGGUGCUGAGCUCUUCAUCGUUAGGCAACUUCUUCAAAUAGUGAAGCAGAAAACUAAUCAAAAUUCCGUGGACACUACAUUGAAAUUUACUUUGAGUGCACUUUGGAACCUUACAGAUGAGUCCCCAACGACGUGCAGACACUUCAUUGAAAAUCAAGGGUUGGAACUCUUCAUGAGGGUUCUAGAGUCUUUCCCAACCGAGUCAUCCAUUCAACAAAAAGUUCUAGGACUUUUGAACAAUAUAGCGGAAGUGCAGGAGCUGCACUCUGAACUAAUGUGGAAGGAUUUUAUAGACCACAUCAGCAGUCUCCUGCACAGUGUUGAAGUAGAAGUCAGUUACUUUGCAGCUGGAAUUAUCGCCCACUUAAUAUCCAGGGGUGAACAAGCAUGGACCUUGAGCCGAAGCCAGAGGAAUUCUCUUCUUGAUGACUUGCAUUCAGCUAUUUUGAAAUGGCCAACUCCAGAGUGUGAGAUGGUAGCAUACAGGUCCUUUAAUCCAUUCUUUCCACUACUUGGCUGUUUUACAACUCCUGGAGUCCAGCUGUGGGCAGUUUGGGCCAUGCAACAUGUCUGCAGCAAGAACCCUUCAAGGUAUUGCAGCAUGCUGAUUGAAGAAGGAGGACUACAGCAUUUGUACAACAUCAAAGAGCAUGAGCAGACAGAUCCCUAUGUCCAGCAGAUUGCUGUAGCCAUUCUGGACAGUUUAGAGAAACACAUUGUGCGCCAUGGAAGGCCCCCUCCCUGUAAAAAGCAGCCCCAGGCCCGACUGAAUUGAUAGCCAUAGAUAGUUGGGUACGAACAAACAGCAUUUUUGUGGUGGGUUCAUUUGGAAUAGCGUGCUCUCUGGUGUUUGGGGGCGGGGUGGGGUGUGUGUGGUAAGAGUCUGUGAUCCUUUGGAAUUGGUAAUGUACAGUACUGCCCAUGUGAACAGUCUGAUUUGUUUUGUGAUUUUUAACUUACGAGGCAAGAAAGGUCUUCCUUCAAUAUUGUCUCUUAGGAAAUCUUUCAGUGUUUGAACUUAACCUGUGCUUGAGAUUCUACAGUUUCAUGAUAAGCUGCACGCACUCCUACUCAGACUUCCCUUGCAGGUGAGCAAGGCUGACUUGACUUCAGCUCCGCCUCCAUGUAAUUUUAUAUUGCUCCUGUAAAAAUGCCCCCAUUCUCUGUGUGUCUUUCACAAGAUGCCCUUCUUUGUGUGAGUGGAAGCUGUUGUGUUUCUAGAAGCUUCUUGCUGUCAGGAGCCUGAAUGGCAGUCAAAGGAAUAUAAAAGAAAGAAAGACUAUGAAAGAAGGACAGAGUCGAAAAGGAAUUAGGAAGUGCUUUUGUGGAGUUGCUCUGAAAAUGGGUAAGGUUCUCCUGGUGUCCCUCUGCUAAGGUGGGAGGGAGCAGAAGCUGUUCUCCAUGAUGAAGACUGGAAGCACAGACCAUUGCUAUCCCUUCUUUCCCAAAGUCAUUCUUAUUCAGUGGGAUAGAGACUGUUCUUGGAGUUAAUUUGCUUAGUUAAAAUACAGUUGACAACAGAAAAUUUGUUGCAAAAAUUUAAACUUGAGUUGGGGUGUGGCUCAGCGGUAGAGCAUGUUCUGGGGAUGUAUGAAUUCAAUAUCCAGCACCACACACAACAAAAAGGUAACUGUUCCUUCUGUUCAAAUAUGUGUAUCUGUCAGGCAUAAGUGGCUUAUGCCUGCAAUCUUACCACUCAGGAAACUAAGCAGGAGGAGUGCUGUGAGUCUGAGGCCAGUCUGUGUUAGAGAGUGACAGGUAGUGUCUCUCCAUUAUGUGUUCACGUUAGAAAAAGGUGCAAGAGAAGAGUGGGCAGCUGCUAGAUGGCUAAAUGUGUAGUCGACUGGGUAAAUGCGAAUGUUCUGAUGGAUUAUUUUUUAGGCAGUUGCCUUUCCUUCAAGAUUAUUGAUAUAUGAAGAAUCAGUUAUCAUCCUAUGAACCUGGGAGGCAGCAAAUUACUAACACUUAAUUUCCACUAUAAUUUUAAGUUGGGAAUAAGUCAGACCUAUAAUCCAGUAAUGACAAGGGUGAGACAGAAGGAAUUACAGCUGGAGGUAAGCUAGGCCACAAAGUUGCAAGCCAGCCUGGGCUAUAUGGGGAGACCCUUUCUCACAUAACAAAAGGUUUUUAUUUUAAGGCAGUCUUGGUGGCACUCGCCCUUAAUUCAGAACACUAAAAAGCAGGUGGCUUUCAGGGUCAGCAUGGACUUGAUAGCAAGACCCCAUCUCAAAACAAACAAGGACACUCACACCUUGUUCUGUAAAUAGGUUUAGUCUGAAAUCUCUUCUGACCACAUUCAUACAUGUCUAAAAGGUUUUCAGUAGAGUUUUAAAGUAAGUCAGGACUAUUUGAGUUUGGGAAGGAGCUAGCUUAAGCUGUGCAUCUGGGCGCGCACCUGCACCCUAGUGUUUGGAGAACAAAGGUGAGGGGAACUCAAGGGAACAUGAGUUCUAAGCCAGCCUGGGCUACAAGAGUAAGCUACAACUCACUGCAGCAUGCUGUCAACGUGUAGACCCAUGUCUUACACUACUGUCACACUCCUUGGACUUGAGUGUUUCAGACUCCCCUCAUAGGGGUGAAUACUGAAUCAAACUGAAAGAAAACAGACACGUAGAGUUUAUCAAAAGCCAUAUUAAACCAUGAUUUAUUUCUUACUUCAUUGGUUCAAGGAGUUUUGAAAGCUAUAAAAUGUAUUUUUACCUGAUAUGGUUGCUCAAACCCAUGAUCUACCACUGGAGAGACAAGAUUGUCAUUUUGAGGCUAGCCUGGGCUACCUAGUGGUGCUUGACUCAGCAGCCUCUACCCCAAAAAGAUGCAUUUUUCAUAGUUAAACACAUUUCAGAGAAAAAGUCUUUCAAUGGAGUAGUUUUUGCUUUUUGUUGAUAUUUCUCCCUCAAUUUUAAUAUCUAAGACAAAAUUCUGACAAUACAAUACAGUCUGCAGUAGUUAGCAAAUUGGUGGUGUUUCCUACACAGUACACUUCAGAAAUAUUUGAGGACUUUGGCUUCAAGUGUUGCAACAAAAAUACAUGUUCUUAUAGGCUAUUGCAAACCUUGCCAUUACAAAGUUUCAGAGAAAUAAAGUCAGGUGGUGGUGUACACCUGUAAUCCCAGUGUCAGCAGCCACAUAGUAAAUUCAGAACCAGCAUUGGUCACCUGAUAUCCUAUCUGGAGAAGCAGAACAAGAAAUGGUCAAAAGGACUGCGGAAUGGUUCCAGAUAACCUGAUGCAUGAAGACUCAAAACCAAUUCAGUUUAUAUUUUCCAGGCCAGUCAGGACUGGAUUGCAAAAAAAACCCAACUUAAACAAAAAGCAAAAAAUCCCUAAACUCAAAGUGACUGGAUCUCAAGUAAAUCAAGAUGUUAGUGCCUCUGUGGUUUUUCUUUGUCCGUUGGGUGGUGGUGUUUUGCUUUUCAGAUAGAGCCUCACUAUGUGUAGACCCUCCAAGGCUGUAGUCUGUGUUGAUCUCAUUCAGCUAUAUUCAGACAGUCCUCAGCAAGUGCGAGGGUCCCAGGCACGUGCUACCAUGUCUGCCUGUGGGAUGGUUUUCUUUUUGUUUUGUUUGUUUUUGUUUUUCGAGACAGGGUUUCUCUGUGUAUGUAGUCUUGGCCGCCCUGGAACAAGUUUUUGUUUCCAGAAUGCUAGGAUUAAAGGUGUGCACCACCCACUGCCCAGCUCUGGGGUGGUUCUGGAAUUUUCAACAAUCCUGAAUAUGGGUAAAGUGUAGUAAAUGCAUGUGUGUGUUUAUAGAUUACAAACCCAGCCAUCCUCCUCAGCCUCCUGUUUGUAAUUGGUUGGUACUUCAGAGCCAUCGGCUUUGCCGUGUGCUUUCAGCAUAGUUCAGACUGACCCGAAUGGCCUUGUUGAACUCAUCAGUGUUCAGACAUAAGCCAAUGGGCCAUGAAUAGCAAGACUUGGAUCUGCUGAAAGAAAUACAUGCACAAGGACCCAGGUUCAGUCCCCAGCAACCUCCCACAGAGGAAGCAGAAUUAUUAGACUUUGUAAGACUGGAGUCGAAUAAAGCAAAAUAUAGCAAAUCAAAGCAUCUGGGUUUUGUGUACUGAGUAUGUUUUGCCGUGGUCUUUGUACUCUGAAGUUUGUUUUCCUUCUGGGUUGAGAGUGCUACUCAGCUCAUUACUGAAGUGAGUCAUCCUGAGUUCAGCUCCUACUAUCAGAAAAAAGAGACGAUGAUAUUUAAUGGUCUCUUUUUAAGUUAUCAAUAAAGCCAUAAAUCAAGAAGUAGUGGGGGGGGUGGCCACAGUGGUUAUUGAUCUUACCUGAGGAUUUAAAAAUUCCUAUUAGGCCAUCAAGUUGAUGAGUUGAUCAUAAUUAUUGUUAACCUAGACAGGAAGGGUACUCUGGCUUACCCAGAGUGAGGAUGGAAGAAACUAUCUUGGGAGUUUGCUUCUAUAUUUUUUGUUUCUAAAGAACCAAAGGUCCAUGUUUAAAACUACCAACCAACCAUCCUCGAUGGUGCAUGCCUUUAAUUCAGUACUUGGGAGGCGGAGGCAGGCAGAUCUCUGUGAGUUCAAGGUCUGGUCUAUAGAAUUCUAGGUCAGGGCUAUGUAGUGCGACCUUGUCUCAAAAAGCCAACCAACCAAACAAAAAUAAAACAAAACCUCACAUCAAUCAUAAAAAUGCAGUUAAUGACGUUUCUCUUACUAAUGGGUCCUUUUAGGCUGCUCUCUGGUCAGUUUUUGUCUUACUCGUUGUGACUUUUUGCUUUGUCUUGUGGAAUCAGAGCUAACUUAAAACUCUCCACCAUCCUGCCUGUGUCGGCCAAGUGCACCACCUGCUAAGCUUCUUAGUCACUUGUUGUGCUUGUUUGAAAUUGAAGGCGUGUUAGGAUAAGGCCGGUCUGUCUUUGGUGCUCUCUGGCCAUGGGUUCCCCCUUUGGUCCAUGCUGGUAAAAAAUGUAGAAACAGUAAACUUAGCUCAGCUUUUGGCUUUGUUAUUAGAGAUGGGAUCCUCUGUAGCCCAAGCUGGUCUCAAGCUCACCAUGUAUCUGAGGAUGACUGUACUCUGUUUGCCUCUCCAUGCUAUGCCGUGGUUAUGGUCACGGCCACUCCCCCCAGCUAUUUUCUGCCCUUUUCGAGACAGAAUCUUGACAUAUAUUCCAUGUUGGCCUCAGACCUCUGAGUGUUGGGAUUAUGGGAAUGCACCAAGCCAGGCUUAGCUUGGUGUUUUAUGUUUUAAAAUGCAUCUUCCUCCUCCUGGGAGCCCAGAACAAUGUAUAACCAUACUCAAAGUUGAAAGGGGGAGAAGAGGUAACCGAAAUGAGCCAUUUUGUGCACCUUUAUUUGGUUCUUUUUUUUUUUUUUUCCCCAGAGCUGGGGACCGAACCCAGGGCCUUGCGCUUCCUAGGCAAGCGCUCUACCACUGAGCUAAAUCCCCAACCCCGUGAGCCAUUUUGUAACGGUAAUUUUCAGUCUGUUUCCUCGCCAAUGGCGCACUUUCAUUAAUUGGUUAUUAUGGGACUUUAAUUGGGUUUUAAACAGUAUCAAUAAGCUAAAGGCAAACAUUCAGUGUCUACUCUCAGCUGACAUGGACUCUUCUAGUUUUAUCUACAUAUUUAUGUGGAGAGACUGUUUGGGUGAGAUCUGCUCAGAGACUGCGUCCAGAGAGGUUUGCAAACUGUUUUCCUUCUUAAACCCUGUGUAGUGGUUUCAGAUGAUUUUGUUUAUCUCGUGGAUAUUGGAUGUUUACUCCUUGUCAUUUGCUGUGUGUUGACCCAGUUUUAAUUUUCAGUGUUAACUCAAAGUGUUCGUUUUAGCAAUGAUGCAGAGCCCACCAGUGAUAGGAAUAAGAGUAUGGUAGAGAAGUUUGCAUUGGGUUUUAGGCUCUUCACAGCUGUGUUACCUAGAAUUCCAUGGACUCUGCAUGAUGUGUGUGGCACCCUGGUCCAUGCAGUUGUUUGUUUCCAAGACUUAACCCUGACAACUCAACACUGAUAACUAAUAGUCUAAGAAAGAACUUCUUCCCGCCUUUCCACUCUACUUUAAAAAAAAUUAAUUAUGUAAAACUGAAUGCAGUUUCUUAUCCUGUGCUGACAGGAUGCCUCUGUAGGACACAGCCUAGAUGACAGUCAGACCAAUGACAAGUAAGAAAUAUGCCAGCAGUGUGGUAGCUUGUGCAUAUGACCCUAAGGGGGCAGAGCUGGGCCAGGGAGACCCCUACUUCUGCACCAUCUUGGGCUAUACCCCUAUAUUCCCAACUACCAGGGAGGCUGAAGCAGGAGGAUCACCUGAGGACUUAGGUGAUUCCCAAGUUUAAAGUGAGACUGGGCAACACAGUAUGAUCCAGCCUUAAAAACAGAAUUGUAGCUGAGUGUGUGCUGAUACACAGUUUCAUCCCAGCACUCAGGAGGCAGAGGCAGAUGGACCUCUGAGUUAGAGGCCAGCCUGGUCUACAGAGAGAGAGUUCUAGGACAGCCUGGACUGCACAGAGAAGCCCUGUCUAGGGGGCUUAGAGGGAAUAUAUUUAUAGUUUUCAGUUUCAAAAUUUAUGUUGUGGCAAAUCAUAAAUAUUUCAUUAAUGGUAAACACUUGACUUUGAGCUUACUUUAUAGAAAAUUUUGAGUUCUUUUAAGUUUUUUGUUUUGUUUGGGAGUAAGACUCAAAUGUACAAGUCAAAUGUGUGUAGCUCUUGCUGUCUUGGAACUUGCUAUGAAGACCAGGCCUGCCUCUGCCUCCUGAAUGCAGGGACUAACGGCAUGUGCCAAUACACUGGGCUCUUUUAACCUUGUUUUAAUCAACUUUGGAGCAAGAUGUUCUUUAAUUAAUGAAAAAAUUAAGGCUCUUUCACAAAGGGAAAUCUUUUAUAGCAUUUUCCUCUAAAUCAACGUUAUGUGAAGAUUAGAAUUCUCAGAUAAUUUGCAGAAACUUUUUUUUUUAAGUCACUGACUUGUGGGACAUUGAGAUGACUCAGCAGGUAAAGGUGCUUGUGCCAAGCCUGAGUUCAGUUCCUCAUGGUAGAAGGAGAGACCUGGCUCUCACGAGUUCUCUGAUCCCCUGUGUGCAUCAUGUACACUCAUGCCCCAUGCUAAAUAGAUAAGUAUAGCAAACUUAUCAGCGUUUAAUAUCACUCAGAGGCAGAGCAGAAGGACUGUGGGCUAGAGGCCGGCUUGGGCUGCUAAUGAGGCCCAUCUUGGGCUACAUGGAAAGAUCCUAUUGAAAAAUCCAAAAAAGUGACUAAUGGCAAAAGUGACAAACGACAAAAUGUCUGAGGUUAAGGUUUCCUCUGUCAGAGGCUGGACUUAUGCACGGAGAGGCUGUCUUUUGCUGGGAUUGUGGGAUUUAACUCUUCCCAAGACAUGCAAAACCCAUGGGAAAGUCGAAUGUGUGUGCAUUUCAGAUCCAGCUCUAGAUUGUCUGGGCUGGAGUAUUCUGUAUGGCCUGGUAGACGGGAAUGUUCUGCACGUAAAUCAUGUAUCUUCAGAUGGGACAUCUCUUAAGUAUUAAUGUUGUGUGUACAGACUGGGAUUUUUCUUUUGCCUAAAUAAAUGUUACAAAUUUUAUGUAAA
Messenger RNA from Rattus norvegicus (Norway rat), 9155 nucleotides. RefSeq names its product zyg-11 family member B, cell cycle regulator (gene Zyg11b). Lineage: Eukaryota; Metazoa; Chordata; Mammalia; Rodentia; Muridae. Bases 175 to 2409 code for a protein of 744 amino acids. Gene Ontology annotation, cellular component: Cul2-RING ubiquitin ligase complex. Gene Ontology annotation, biological process: positive regulation of proteasomal ubiquitin-dependent protein catabolic process; protein quality control for misfolded or incompletely synthesized proteins. The transcript has 14 exons. The record is from RefSeq and is marked validated.